Messenger RNA from Anopheles cruzii, 1705 nucleotides. RefSeq names its product gastrula zinc finger protein XlCGF57.1-like. NCBI's taxonomy places the organism in Eukaryota, Metazoa, Arthropoda, Insecta, Diptera, Culicidae. The record is from RefSeq and is a predicted model, not a curated record. Bases 103 to 1272 code for a protein of 389 amino acids. The transcript has a single exon.
ACCGGUGGCACCGCGACACACGGACCGUUUACGCCCCACGUGGCGUCGUCGCCGGUGCAACAAGAACCGGCGAAGGGGCACCGUUGUCCGAUCUGUCACAAAAUGUCCAGCAACAUUAUCGAGCACAUCAAGCAGCACGAAGGUCAGCUGUCGAUGGGCGGCACCAACGGUGCGUCCGCUUCGCCCGAAGGGAGCCCCACCACCAGGGGGACGGAUAAUGCCACACCCGGGUACCAGAUGAACGAGGAAUCGCAAUCGUCGCAGGGAGAUGAUAGCGAGAAUGGUGGCACCGAUGGCGCGGGAACCGAUCCACGGAAGCAGCACGAGUGUUUGAUUUGUCGCAAAAAGUUCUCCAGCUCCGGCAAUCUGGCCAUCCACAUACGCGUUCACUCGGGUGAGAAACCGUUCAAAUGUAGCGUGUGCGGGAAGGGUUUUAUUCAGUCGAAUAAUUUGGCCACGCACAUGAAAACGCAUACGGGUGAAAAACCGUACGCGUGCACGAUCUGUGGCAAAAACUUUAGCCAAUCGAACAACCUGAAAACGCACAUCCGGACGCACACGGGCGAAAAGCCAUACGCGUGUACGAUCUGCGGCAAGCGGUUCAAUCAGAAGAACAACCUGACGACGCACAUGCGCACGCACCAGCUGGUGUGUAUGGUGUGUGGCGUUCAGUUCGCGCACCCGACCGAUCUGGCCAACCACAUGAAGUUUCAUAACGACGAAAAGCCCUACAUUUGCUCGGUGUGCAACAAAGUGUACCUCAAUCUGGACGAGCUGACGGAGCACAUGAAGAAAACGCACAACCAGAUCAAACCGUACCGGUGUCACAUCUGCGACAAAACGUUCACCCAGUCCAACAACCUGAAGACGCACAUCAAAACGCACAUCUUCCAGGAUCCGUACAAGUGCCAGAUGUGUUCCCGGUCGUUCCAGAAGGAGGACGACUACUCGCAGCACAUGCUCGUGCACACGGCCGACAAACCGUACGAGUGUACGUACUGUGGCAAGCGGUUCAUUCAGUCGAACAACCUGAAAACCCACGUCCGGACGCACACCGGGGAAAAGCCGUACACCUGUACGAUCUGCGCGAAAACGUUCAACCAGAAGAACAACCUCAACACGCACAUGCGCAUCCACACGGGCGAGAAGCCGUUCGAGUGUACGAUCUGCGACAAGCGGUUCAAUCAGUCCAACAACCUUAACAAGCACAUCAAAACGCACGGCCAGGAGAAGGACCAGCAGCAGCAGCAGCAUCCGCAGCACGUGAGUUGACAGUUGAGCGCCAGCGAAAUGUUCAACUGUACGGAUCGAGCGGAUGCCGGAGGCACCACCACCACCAUUAGGGUGGGUCAGGGGCCUACAAUAGCUGAUGUGGCACCGUCCGCCACGCCAACUGUUGCUUCCGAGCCGGAUCGAGCCUCCGUCGGUGAAGGUGUUCCCAGCUAUCGGCUUGCGAACGGUCACCACUAGCUCGAUGGCGCUGACACCCCCAGAUAGCAUCGUUGUGCCAUACCACAACCCCCCCAGACCGAUCAUUCCAUUGGCACCAGGUCGGCCGCCAGAUAGCCACCAGCCUCUGUACAGAAAGUAGUUUACUUCUCGCAAUCGGGACCUCGCCUCGCGGGCCCACAUUGGUGUCAUACGCGCGCGCGCUCUCUCGUGUAAAUGUUAAAGUAAGAUGAGGAGAAGGUGGAAAAAACUAAAA